Molecule: messenger RNA, 3136 nt
Organism: Archocentrus centrarchus (flier cichlid)
Lineage: Eukaryota; Metazoa; Chordata; Actinopteri; Cichliformes; Cichlidae
Gene: fbxl6
Product: F-box and leucine-rich repeat protein 6
Exons: 10
Coding region: 141-1859 (572 amino acids)
Cellular component (GO): nucleus; cytosol; SCF ubiquitin ligase complex
Molecular function (GO): protein binding
Source: RefSeq, a predicted model, not a curated record
CGCGAAAUGCAUUAUGGGUCCACUACUGAAUGCAGUUGCCUUCGUAAACCAGACGCAGAUUGUGCGACCUAUGUGCCUGCUACGGUGGUAUCUGUUUUUCUUGGAUUUUAUCUCUCUGUAAACUAAAGAUAGCAGCAGCAAUGGAUGCAUCUGAAGCAGAAGCCUCAACCGAGAAUGAGAGAACCGAGGAACAUACAGCAUCAGCUCAAGAAGAUGGCCGAGAGAAGUCAAAAAAGGCGUGUUUGAAAAGGGCCGCAGGUGCAAACACAAAAAAGAAGAAGUCAACAAAGGUGUAUUUGAAAAGAGCUCCAGAUGCAAAUGUAAAAAAGAAGCCAAAAAAGGCUCGGGUCUCCAGCUCUGCCCAGCCUAACUACACUGUCCAUCAAGGGGAAGAUAUGCUUCUUAUUGUGUCGAAUUCCAGUUCUCCGUAUGAGGAUUUGAUAUCCUGGCUUUUUAAAAGGAAUGGAAGCAAAGAGAAGUUGGCUAAAGGAGAAGCAAAACCACUCCAUGCCAUGCCUAAACUGGAAAACAAACCAGUUAUGAAAGAAGAAGUCCCAGAAUGGUUUGUAACUCAGCAAGACGAUGACUACAGAUGGGGACAGAAUCUGCCUGAGGAGGUGCUAAUCAAUAUUUUUCAGAUGGUGGUCAAUCAAGAGGGAGCGGUACCUUUUCUAUGCAGAGUGGGGAGUGUUUGUCGUCUGUGGAACGCCGCUGCCUCCACGCCGAUCCUGUGGCGCAGAGUGACUCUCGGUCACUGCUGGAUCGCACCGGGGAAAAAGCAGGGGCCUAAAACUAAGAUGAGGGUCAAGGACACUUUGGACUGGCUGGCACAGAACAGAUUCUCUCAGCUGCAAGACUUUUCUCUGUAUCACUGGACAAAGAACGUCAACUAUGCCUUAGAGGUUGUUUCGCAGUACUGCCCUCACCUUUGUUCCCUCAAACUUUCUUACUGCACAGGGGUGACGGCGGCGGCCUUCCGCACCCUCGGUCUGAACAGCAGCUCCCUGCACAGCAUAGAUGUCCAGUUUUCAGAGUUUCAGGUUGAAGGACUCCUUGAGUACCUUGUAAAUCAUGGGAGCCGGAUCAGGCAACUGCUGUUCACUCACGGACAAAAGAAUGACAAACUUCUGGCUGCAGUCACUCGGGGAUGCUGUCCAGAGUUGGAGUUGCUGGAGGUCAACACCAGGCUUGACAGUAGACACUGUGAACUUCCUGUUUGUAUCCCAGCACUGCAGGUGGCAUGUCCUAAACUCAAGACCUUCCGGAUGCUGAACGUCCGUCCUCUUCGUAAGGCGAUGCGUUCUGGCGUCGAUUCAACUUCGGGCUUUCCGUUUCUGGAGGAGCUUUGCAUCGCGACCACAUCUUAUUCCUACUUGACUGACAAAGAUUUGUGGAACAUUCUCUUCGACUCCACCAAACUGCGAGUUCUGGACCUCCGAGGCUGUUCGGGAAUCACACCGUCUUGUCUCGCAGCUCUACCCUGUCUUGAGCUCGAGUAUUUGUUCUGGGGACAGUACUUCAGCAGGCGUGAUGCGUUGUCGUCGCCUAAGACAGGACUUGGCACAGUGACCCAAAAAUGGAGUCAAACUUUACAGGAGCUGGACAUAGCAAAUCACCUCUUCACCGAGGAAGACUUGGAGUUAGCGAUGAGUCACCUUUGCUACAGUGAGGCAGAGACGCUGCGCUCACUAAACCUCAGUGGGACCAAAAUCACACCACGUGCACUCAGGCCAGUCAUCCAACACACGACUGCUCUCGGCUACCUCAACCUCUCAUCCUGCCGCUAUCUUCCAAGAGGCAUGAAGAGGAUUUACCGAUGCCAGGAAGAAAUUCGGCAGCUGCUGGACAAACUGGAGUAGCUUCGUUUUGGUUCCAGAAAUCAGAAACCAAAUUCACACGGCAAACUUGAGUAUCUUAACACAUGCCUGUUUUGACUACAUCGUUUAAGUAUUUUGAAUAUUUUGGACUAAGGAUUUUUGUAGAUGUUUUCUCAUGCCUACAGUUCAUACAAAAUACUUUGCAAACCUGUCACUACUGUAUUAAUCUCAGGUGUUUGUUACGAAUUCAGAUUUGAACAGUUUUUAUAAGCACCACUGUGUGUGACACAGAGGACUGUAAAGAGAACUAGAUGUUCCAGGUUUGUUUUUUUUACAUGAUUCUGACCUCUUUGUAUACUUUAUUUAGGGCCCGAGCACGAACUGUGCGAAGGCCCUAUUGUAUUUGCUCCGUUUAUUUAUUUUUUUUUAAUUUUUUUUUUUUAUUCAGGCAAAAGACAUGCCUUUUUGGGGGCUUUAUCAUAUUCAAAAACUCAUGAAACUUUGCACAUGCGUCACACCUGGUGAAAAUUUAAGUAUUUUAAUGGCCUUUGGCAAGGGCCCGCCAAAAUGCCUCAGUAGCGCCCCCUAAAGUCUAGCCCCACCGCUGUGUUUCAUGUACAUUUAUGAAACUUACUACACAUAUGUAUCACAUCCAUACGCACAAAAAAUCCUCUUGGAGCCAUGCUCUAAACCCAACAGGAAGUCGGCCAUUUUGACUCAAAUAUGCAAAUUUGGCGAUUUGCACCCUUCAGACUUUCUCUAAUAACUCAAAGAGUUUAGAAGUUAUCAACUUCAGAUUUGGUGUGUUUCAUCUACACACCAAGGGGAAUCUACAUUUCAAAAAGGGGGCGUGGCCCUUAUACCCCCCUGAAAUUUGAUCAUUCGCCAUGAAAUUUUGAUUGGCUCUCAUUCAUACCUACAUACUCCAAUCUGGAUCAAACUUUCUAGGUACGAUGAGUAUCCGCCCCUGAACACAUACAUAUGGCAAUAUUUUAUGACAAUCGCAGCGCCACCUAGUGGGAGCAGGAAAUGUCAUAUUUUACACUUUGAGGUCCAGCUGCAAGAUGGUUGAGCAGAACUAUCUCAAAUUUCCCCUGGAAAGCCUUAAGGAGUUGGGCUUACACUGUUUUAAAAACUGUGAGCUUUUGCCAAAGGGCGUGACCAUGGCGGGAGGGCAAAAUUUGAUGUUUCACCAUCAAGACAUAAAGGGCUGUAACUCAAAGACACAUUGCCCAAUCUGUCUCAAACUUCAGUGGUUUAAUAAGCCUCCUGCCCUGAACACAUUGAUAUGCAUAAAGUCUAUAAACGUUAGAGCGCCA